UCGCAAAGCCCCUCUUUUGGAGCAACUUUGCACCGUGCACAUCCCUCAGUGUCUCUCACUCUCUGGGUCCGGGCCCUGGGAGUUGCAGGCUGCAAGUACGUCCUCCUCCUCCGUUACAGUGCGGUUCGCUCCUGCUGUCUCGCUGCUCACAGAGCACCGACUCUCCUCUGCAGCCAUGGUACCUGUUUAUCAACUGUUUGUUGUCAUACUCUCAUCAGCUCUCCUGCAAACGUCGGCCCUCCUCAACGACGCGAUCUUUGCAGUGACUGUGAGCUCUCGUGUGACAGGAGGGAAGCAGGAGAUGCUGUGUGCCCAGAUUCAUGGCCUCGCAGAGCCCGUCCGCAUGGUCAUCGGCCUCACCCAGGACUCAACCAUUAUCUUAGAUGAGGAUGUAAAGGAGGACUUCUACCGCUGCUUAAACUUCCAGGUCCCAAUAGUACGCAGAAGAACUGUGGCAGAAUUUUAUGUCAAUUUUAUUAAUGGAAAAGCCAUAAUGAGCAAGCAUGUCAAAGUCCUCAUUGAGCCUCCAGCUUUCAUCCACAUCAUCCGCACUGAUAAACCCAUCUACAAACCUGGACAGACCGUCAAGUUCCGGAUUGUCUCCAUGGAUGCCAAUUUCAUCCCUGUAGAACGAGUGUAUAAAGAAGUGGCACUCCAGGAUCCCAAUUCAAAUCGCAUUGCCCAGUGGCUGGAUAAAUCCGUUGUUGGCGGCAUCCUUGAUCUUUCACACCCCAUGAUUCCUGAGGCCGUUCAAGGAAGUUACUCGAUCACUGCCUUGACAGACAAGGGAGAAAAAAUCUCUCACAAGUUUGAUAUCAAAGAAUACGUUUUGCCAAAGUAUGAAGUGAAGGUUCAUCUGCCCAGUGUGAUAACCAUCUUGGAUCAGGAGGCAACGCUGAAGAUUUGUGGAAAGUACACCUAUGGGAAACCUGUUAUUGGUUCAGUAAAGGCAGAAUUCUGCAGAAUCGCUGUCCGGUUUUUCUGGUAUUACUUUUCCCAUGAAAAAGAUCUCUGCAAGACAUAUGAAAUGACUACGGAUAAAAGUGGAUGUGCUACACAAAUGGUGAACGUGACGGCAUUUUCUGUCUACAACAACUUGUACAGUGACAGUUUUGAGGUGACUGCUGAGAUGGAAGAGUAUGGCACAGGCGUCAUGCUUAAAGGCUAUGGGGGGACCACCUUCACCAGUUACAUCAGAACUCUCAACUUUGAGGAUGUACCUGAGGCGUACAAGCCUGGCAUCCCGUUUGAGGGAAAGGUCAAAGUGGUUGGGCCAGACAGCAAGCCUGUUGCCAAUGAGCCAGUGUACUUGUUUGUUGGUGGCUCACUAAAACUAACACUCAGCACAGACAUGAAAGGUGUGGCUUUGUUUUCUCUGGACACCUCUCUCUGGAAGGACACUGUGCAUCUGACGGCGAGUUCAAAAAAUACAACGGAGCAUGAACCACAUGUUCACGGUUUGAGGAGACCAGACUACAGGUUGGCCAGCCAACAUGUCACGCCGUUUUACUCCAAGAGUAGUAGUUUUCUGAAGCUCAUGCAGGUCAGCGGGAUGCUGUCCUGUGACAAAGAUGCUGCUGUGGGUGCUCAGUACAUCAUACAGGGAGAGGAGCUGAAUAAGGGACAGGAGGUCCUCGACUUCUUUUAUCUGGUCCUGUCCAGAGGUGCAAUUGUGCAACAUGGUCGUAUCCCAGUGGCUGUUAAAGCAGGAAUUGUCAACAAAGGAGAGUUGUCUGUUCCACUCAGUCAGGUGACAGACCUGGCACCGUUUGCCCAGGUGGUAGUUUACACUUUGAUGCCCAGUGGCGAGGCUGUCGCUGACAGCCACAACUUCCCUAUUCAGCUCUGCCUCAAUAACAAGGUGUCUCUGAAGUUCUCCUCUCUCCAAGAGCUUCCAGCAGAGAGGACCACCCUGACUCUCCAGGCUCACCCAGGCUCCGUGUGCUCUGUCAGAGCUAUUGACCAGAGUGUCCUCCUGCUGCAGACUGAGCAGGAACUCACUGUCAACUAUGUGUAUAGGCAGCUACCUGUGCAGAAGCUGUCAGGGUACUCCUAUGAUGCUGAGGACUCUGAGCCAUAUCCCUGCUACUCCCUGCCAGUGCCAGAAGUGGAAACAGAGCCAGAGAUAGAAAUAGAUCUAGAGCAUGAAACCACAGCAUCACCAACAUCAGUAACCACACAGAGCACUGUGAUCAACGCUCAGGCAGCACGGCGAGAAACACGCUCACUCUACUAUGGACCAGUUAACCAGAAGAAUGAUGUCUACAGCAUCUUUAAAGAAAUUGGAAUCAAAAUUAUGACGAACUCUGAUGUGAAAAAACCUUAUGACUGCCGCGCCAUGAGCUAUGAAUUAGCCUAUGUGGUCCUAGAUAUGGAUUCUCCUGUUCCCAUGGCUUUCAAUAUGAUGCCACAGCGUUCAGGUAGUUCGGCAAGAGGUAAAGAGGAGGAGAAAAAGGAGACCAUCAGAACGUUCUUCCCUGAGACCUGGAUCUGGGACCUAGUUACUGUGGGAGAUAGUGGGUUGGUGAAGAUGGAGCAGACAACCCCUGACACCAUCACAAAGUGGGCAGCAGGAGCAUUCUGUGUCUCGUCUGUGGGCUUUGGCGUGGCACCCAAUACUGGACUUACUGUCUUCCAGCCGUUCUUUGUCAGUCUCACCUUGCCAUACUCCGUCAUCCGAGGGGAGGUGUUCACCCUCAAAGCCACCGUCUUCAAUUAUCUCUCCAAAUGCAUUGUGGUGGAGGUAACGCUGGCUACCUCAGACCACUACACCUUCAGAAACUGUGAUGGCUGCAUUUACAGGGUGUGUCUUUGUGGAGAGGAGAGCAGGACUUUCUCGUGGAUUGUAACUCCAACUACCCUAGGUAAGGUGAAUCUGAAGGUCAGCGCUGAGGCCCUGAAGACUGAAACACUGUGUGGCAACGAGGUGGCCACAGUCCCCAACGUGGGCCAAAUUGACACUGUGAUCCGCACCCUGCUGGUGGAGGCUGAAGGAACUCCCCAAAUGGUCAGUCACAACGUUCGCCUCUGUCCCCGAGAUGGGCCAAUGGAGAAGAAAAUCUCUCUUCUUAUGCCUGAGCUGUUUGUGGCCGGCUCUGCCAGAGCAUCUGUUUCUUUACUUGGUGACCUGAUGGGCAGGGCCAUGCAGAACCUGGACAAGCUCCUGGCCAUGCCAUAUGGUUGCGGAGAGCAAAACAUGGUGCUGUUUGCUCCCAACAUCUUCAUCCUGAACUACCUGAAGAGCACUGGUCAGCUGACUCAAAGCAUUCUGGACAAGGCAACACAUUUCUUGGAGAGUGGAUAUCAGAGGGAGCUCACAUACAAGCAUGACGAUGGUUCCUACAGCGCAUUUGGAAAGCAAGACACAUCUGGAAACACCUGGCUAACCUCUUUUGUGAUGAAGUCUUUCGGUGGGGCACGAUCGUACAUUUAUGUGCAGCCCAAGCACAUUGAAGAAGCCAGGAUGUGGCUGUCUACAUACCGACGGCCUCAUGGCUGCAUCAGAUCUGUUGGAAAGCUCUUUCAAAAUGGCAUGAAGGGAGGAGUGAGUGACGAUGUGUCCCUGACUGCCUACAUCAUCGCUGCUAUGCUGGAGCUUGACACCAAUGCUACAGACCCCGUGGUGCAGCACGGCCUGAACUGCCUGCAGGCUGCAGUGGCUGGCCAGCUUGAUAAUUUGUACACCACUGCCCUGAUGUCCUACACUUUCACACUGGCUGGAGAUGAGGAGAUGAGGAGAAAACUCAUCACCCUUCUUCACCAGAAAUCCCACAUGCAGGGAGACACCCGUCACUGGAAGAGAGCAGGUGCUUCUGGGAAAGGUCUGGACUCUCUGGAGGUGGAGAUGACUUCCUAUGUGCUGCUGGCUCUGCUCUCCGGUCCGUCCAUACCCGGCUUCGGUUUAGAUUACUCUGCUGGCAUCGCCCACUGGCUCACUCAGCAACAGAACCCUUAUGGUGGUUUCGCUUCCACACAGGACACGGUAGUGGCCCUUCAAGCGUUGGCUAAGUAUGGUGCUGCCACAUACAGUUCAGAGGGCAGCACUACGGUGACAGUGACAUCUUUAGGAGGCCUGAACAAAGAGUUCACCGUAAAUCAGGACAACAGGCUGCUGUACCAGGAGGAGAAGCUGAGCGAGGUCCCAGGAGAGUACACAAUCAGAGCCCAGGGACAAAACUGUGUACUGACACAGAUCUCCAUGCAUUACAAUAUCCCCCCUCCUGCAGACUUCUCUGCCUUCAACAUCUCUGCUAUCACCAUGGCUAAGUGUAACAUCAGCAGGCCACAGCUCAUCCUUUUUGUGCAUGUCAGGUACCAGGGGAGGAGACAGGAGACCAACAUGGUCAUCAUCAACAUCAAGCUCCUGUCUGGAUACAUCCUGGAUAAGAGCUCCCUCACACUGCUGCAGAUUGAUCACUCAGUGAAGCGCGUGGAUGUGGAAGAAGGAUUCAUCAACAUCUACUUAGACGGGCUGAAGAAGGAUGAGAUGCAGAUUUACAGUGUGACACUAGAAGAGGAUCAGCCCGUCAGGAACCUGAAACCAGCUGUAGUUAAAGUCUACGAUUACUACCAGACAAGUGAUGAGGCGGUCACUGACUACACAUCUUCCUGUGCAGAGAGUGACAGCAUCAACGAGCUGUAGAAGUCCCUUCCUCCAUAGCUACAAUGGGACAGUUGGAAGAAUCAAAGAAACAUCUUUAAUUUUUUUUUUUCUUAGACCAUUUCUUCCAUCUUUGUAGGCUUGUAUUAAGAGUGAAUCCCACUUUGCAUAUUUUUAGAAUGAAGCUUUGAAGCUUUUUCUUUUUCAAUGUCAGGGCUGCUUUUGUCCUUACAGUGGUUGUGUAACAAGCCCAUAAUCAAUCAGCAUUAGAAUCGAUAUAGUAGUUAUUGGUAUCUCCCAACACUGGAACCUGCAGCUUAGAGCCCGUUGAAAUCAAGGAAAGCAGCCGAUCUGUGAUAGUCGUUUAAUAGAUCUGACACAAAUCCAUACAUGAAGAUGACACGAUACAUACAGGGUACCAGUAACACAGUGUGGUCUGAGUAAUAAGUGUGUGUAUGUGUGACAGGAACUACUUUCUAGGAAAAAUAAGCAAAAAAAUAGUCUGAGUGAGGUGAUUUAUUUUUGAUUGUGUGCAGUUAUGUGUUUUCUGUUGUACCGG
Archocentrus centrarchus (flier cichlid) is the source of this 5159-nucleotide messenger RNA. RefSeq names its product alpha-2-macroglobulin (gene a2m1). Gene Ontology annotation, molecular function: endopeptidase inhibitor activity. The transcript is spliced from 36 exons. NCBI's taxonomy places the organism in Eukaryota, Metazoa, Chordata, Actinopteri, Cichliformes, Cichlidae. The coding region runs from base 176 to 4642 and encodes 1488 amino acids. Gene Ontology annotation, cellular component: extracellular region. The record is from RefSeq and is a predicted model, not a curated record.